UUCCCGCUCAGAACGCACUUACGCACACACCGACACGAUACGUAACCGACACAUUUUAAAUGACACAAUCGGCUCACUGGCACGGUUAGCUCCGGUUUAGCUUUUCCCUCGCAAAAUUUUCUACGCUUAAAUUAUCGUACUUCCAGUGAUUGUAGCAUCCCGCCGCUAGCUUUCAGUGAGGCGGUUUGUGCCGGUGUACCUAUCGCCGACGGUAAGUUGGGGCCAGUGGACGUGUGUGUACCGAAAAACCCCUCGAUUUGCCGGUUGCGCUCGAUGACUCCAGAGCUCGGUGAGAAAACGACGAGUGCGGACGGCCAUUUUGAACGGCGGCUCACUCGUUCUUUGUUCCACGGGAUUCCACUAUAGUGAGCGGAAGGCUCACAUUGCAUGCGAGCUCUGUGGGGUGUCGUGUCGUUGUGGGUAAAGUGUGUAGCACAGGCACAACACUGCAGUUGCCGUUUGGGGUUGAGUGUUUGAGUGCGUGGCAGAAUAUCAGUCGGAUUUUUUUUGUGAAAAGUGAAACAACAGUGAAUUAUAGUGAGAGUGAUAACUGUAUCAGCGAGUGAGAAGAAAAAUUCCGCCAAAAGUCUCAUCGAGCGAGACGACCGGACGACACCAACACAACAUCGCACUCACUCGUCUCGACGUAAGCGAGUUCGAGUGUGUGCGUGUGGAGUAGAGAGCGAGAGAGAAAAGCGACGGCGAAUCGUGUACAACUCACACCGAAGGGUACGUCUGGAGUAGGUACGAACACGCACCGACGUUUAUUAACUGUCGAGAGCGCGCGCAGAACGUUCGCAACAACACGGUGCAGCAGCGCGCGAACGAAAGAACUAUCCGGUAAAAGAAACAGGAGCACCGUUAAGAAGAGGGAAAACCCUUUUCCUUCCUGUUUUGUUUAUAUCGCCGCCUGCCAUUUCGGUGUGUUGUUUUUAUUCUACGUUUCUUCGUGUGUGCACGCGUUUCCUGGAACCGGCAAGCCCAUGGUUAUGGAUGUGUGAAUUGUUGUGUCUCCGUUUCCGGCUGUAACGAGCAUUUAUUUCGACCGCCUUUUCCGGUGCUUACGGUUUUGGGUAAUCGUACUAUGCGUACUACCGUGACACGACCAGAAUUGCUCAGUGAACCAACAGCUAUGGGUAGAACAGUUCGCUAGCCUCGGUGAAUUCGAUUCUAUCUACUGUGCACGGAUUUAUCCCUUCAGCGCGCGCUAACCGGUGUGUCAUCGCCCUGCGUGUGUGUGUGCUAAAGUGUGUUCUGCAGCAGUCGCGCGGAUCUAAGAUACAAACCACCGGCAAAAGAAUUUACUACCAGAAACGAGUGAGUUUGUGUGCGUAUUGUUGUUAUUACCGCGAGACAGAAAAAAAAAGGCUCCAAAAUGUAUGACCUGGACGACACAACAACGGGAUUCCACGACGCGCUGAGCAAAUACACUACCCCAAUGUCGGACCUCUACAUCACCGACUCGAUGCAGGACAUGCUCGACAUCGACAUCAAAUCGGAAGUGACGACAGUGGUGGGCGGCGUGAACGAGUUCGUCUCGCUGAUGAACUACGAUCUGCCCUCGCUCGAGCUGGACUCAAGCUCGCUUGAUAGCGACAGCUUCUUCAGCAGCACCCUCGGCAUGGCCAGCAACGACCUGUACCCGGAUGUGGGAACCUGCGCCAACCCAAACUACGUGAUGCCCGUCCUAUCGUCCACCGCGGUACCGUUCGCCAACGGUAGCGUACUAUCGUCCUCGUCCGCCUCCUCCACCUCAUCGUCCUCCACGCUGAAUGCGCUGGUGGCGGCCCAAUCGCUGCUCAAGUCACCGAAGCAAAACAUUAACCUCAACACAACGGUGCACGGUGGUGCGGGAACGAACCCAACCCUACCGAGCCCGAAGGAAAGGAAAAGCCAUCUUACCUUCUCACCGAACACGAUCAAGGUGUCAACGGUGCAGGAACCGAAAAAGAUCUCCAGCCUGGCACAGAUCACCCGCGUGAGUCAUCCGGGCGGUGGUACCAUCUCCUGCACGUCGCUCGCACCCUCCACCCCGGUGGAGAACGUGCGCAAGGAUCUGAGCUCGCAGAUGACGACGGUGAAGGAGGAAACGAUCAUCGUACGGAAUGGCGGUGUGGUGAAGAGUGCUAGCGAUCACUUUAUCGCCAGCGGCAAUAAUGUGACCAUCGGCGAAACGACGGUAGUACACCGGACGUCUUCAUCCGGAUCGCCGGGACUGGGCGUUGGGCUCGGAAAGGGAAAUACCGUCAAAUUGGCCCACGGUAUCGGUGCACUCACGUUCGCCAACAGCGUGCAGUACAAGAACGUCAAGAGCGUACAGAAGGUAGGCAGCAACGGGAUUGGGCUUGGCAGCGGUGGUGCUUCCAGCCCGAAAGCUUUCAAUCGUAGCCUGAUCAUGGAACAGUCGGGCGGGGGUAAACCAACCAGCGGCAUGGUCACCAUAACGCACGGUGGCAACGGUUCUCCAACGACAAUGAUCGCAAGACAGAUGCAGCGAGCAAUGACACCGACCGGACCGAAACCGAAACCGACCAAGGGUGGUGGUGGUGCGCAGGGAGGUGGAGCAGGAGGCGAGAGCGAGUUCCCCAAACCGGCCUACUCCUACUCGUGCCUGAUUGCGAUGGCACUGAAAAACUCGCGCUCCGGUUCGCUGCCCGUGUCCGAGAUCUAUAGCUUCAUGUGCGAACACUUCCCGUACUUCAAGACGGCACCGACCGGCUGGAAGAACUCCGUCCGGCACAACCUCUCGCUGAACAAGUGUUUCGAGAAGAUCGAAAAGCCGGCCGUAAAUGGUGGCCAGCGCAAGGGAUGUUUGUGGGCGAUGAAUCCGGCGAAGAUACUGAAGAUGGACGAGGAGGUACAGAAGUGGUCGCGCAAGGAUCCGCUCGCGAUCCGGAGGGCGAUGGUGCAUCCCGAACAUCUGGAAGCGCUCGAGCGGGGCGAGAUGAAGCACGGCUCGACGGGUGAGGACGAUGUGGACGUGGAGGAAGAUCUCGAGAGUGACGGUGGUCCGUCGGACGUGGACGCGGAAGAGGUGGACGAGGAGCCGGUGGAUGCGGAAGAGGAGGACGAGGAGGAGGAAGGGGAGGAGGAGGACGAAGCCGACGAUGUGGAGCUGAUCGAGCAGCAGCACGAAACGAUCGAUGUGGAUGCGGAAAGCUUCAUCAUCAACACGCCGGAAUCGUUGAUCGAUGGUGACGAGGACGGUGGCGAACCGGGUGAUUUCGAACUGGAGGUUCCAGAGUUUUAUGAAAACAUCAACGUAGAUUCGAAGGACAGUACGCUUGCGCUCGAAUUCACCCAGCAGGAUCUUCUGUCGCUGGAAGAUGAAGAUGAGUCGCUGUACAUUAACCAGCUACAGCAACAACAGACCCGGCUUGGCGGGAUUAUCACCGUGUCCCAGCAGCAGCAACAGCAACAAACGCUUCAACAGCAGCAACAAACACAGCUAAUCCAGCAAACGCAAAUCCUGAACCACCAUCACCACAACCACCGGCAGCAGCAGCACCAGCAACCUCCGGCGAAACGUGCCCGGCUCGACGUCAACUAUUCCAUUUCGCCAUCCGCCAACGGUACCGGCCUAGUGAACGUCAUCUCUAGCCGGCAACCGACGAUAGUGCAGGGCAGUGGCAACAAUUCCGUCACCGUAACGCCCGUCAACGGUGGCACCGUGAUGGGGUUGAGCUUUCAGCAACACUUUCAGCAGCAGCAGCAACUCCGCCAGCAGCAGCAGCAAGGAACGAUCCGGCGAAAGGUACCGAUCAUUACCCGGUUGGCCUAAGCGAACCCUCCGUUACUUUGGGCACCUGAAACGCCUCUACCCCCCAACUCUCUCGGGUAAGUUUCGGCAUUCAAGUUGAAUGUGUUGAUCUUUUGGUUGAUUUCGGUAUGUGAGACCGAAAGAUGGUUCGUUUUUUUUUUAAGUUAAACAUUUAGUUUGUACAAAUAUGGCGACAAAAUAGGGAAGAGAAUAGAAACUACUCAUUUAUUAAUAUCUUGCUUUAAAAAGAAAACCCCCCGAGAGUAGUCGUCCCUUUCUUAGCAUGUGAUCGUCCUUGAUUGGGCUUCUACCACGAAGGGGGGAUGCACACACUACUCUAUACCUGUACAGUAGCAAUAGUAUUAGUUAGGAGCUAGAAGAAGCAACAAACAGGGAGGAGAUCAACUCAAAUGGACCUCCAUUCCAAUCGGUCUCGCGAGAGAUUUUUUAUACACAGUUUUGUAUAUUCAAUUGAACGAAACACAAUCCGUUAAAAGUAUUGCACGGGACUGGAUGAAAUCAAACAAUAAAAGCAAAACAAUCUAAUCCACUGCCAUGUCGAGCGUGUGUGAGGCCAUCACGCAGGAGAGCAAAUGGUUUUUGGGGAGAAUUUAAAAGCAAUAGACUUGAAAGUUCAAUAUGAAAGCAAUCGCACACCAAUACAUUAUUGUACAACAGAUAGUGAGCCACACAAUAGAGGAGAAUCUUUAAGGAAUGUGAAGGUGAUCGUUGAAUGAUAAUCCAUAAAAAGUAUACAGAAGCUCACCUACAACAAAGAACACAGGAUCUACUCAUUGCCAAGGACGGCAAAGACACGUUUCGAUUACUGCGCUCAGUUCUGUAAGGAUUAAGUUUCCGUUCAGGACUGAGUUCACUAAUCGAUUUGAGGCAAGAUUCUUAUAACCUUGUUCGAGAAAGACGAUCAUCUAACGUAUGCAUUCAAAGAGAUAGACUAAUGUUAAGGAUUUUUUAGGACAAUAGUUUAGGAGCAAUCCUCUAUCGGAUGACCUUAUCUAAUCUAAUGACCGUUGUCGGAAUCGAUUAUUUUGAUGAUAACUGAAUCCGAAACUCAAUUCCGGAUUCGAUUCCAGAUUCGAUUCCGGACCCGGUUCCAGAUCAAAUUUCGGAUCCGAUUCCUGAUCUGAUUCCGGAUACGAUUCCGAUUCCGGAUCUGACUCUGAAAUUGAUUCCGGGCCUAGCCUUCGGAUUCGAUUCCGACCAAACCAUCAUUUUACUAAUCCAAUGAGUCCAAAGUUAGUCUAUUUUUUCGAAUGCAAACGUUAUGAGGUGUGAGAUUGAUUAUCCGUAAAACGCAUCCAACUACACAACACCCCCUAUACAAAUCGCGUAUACCUGAUCACAGAAAGAGAUAAACACAUGUACGUACAAUCGCGCGCUUUAGUUUUGUUGUUAAAUAUGAGUGUUUUCUUUAAUAACGGAUAAGAGUAAGAGCUAGGUGGAGAAGUUGAAUUCGUUUUCCCAAUGACACCAAUGUCGGUGGUGUGAGGACGGUCUAUAGAUCUAGAUGCAAAAUUGCCAGAACAGUAUUUACCAAACGACGAUGUGUGGGACGGAUUGAUUGUACAGUUCAAUUUUUUUGUGUGUGCAACCCAGGGACUAAGAGCGAAUGGUUCAGUAGAUAGUGAGGGGAGUUUGUUGUUGUUUGAUGGGUGUCCUUUUUUCCCUGUUGCUGUUGAGUGAGAGCUCAUCCAAACGGCCAAACGAACUCUCUUUCAUAAAACCAUUGAAGAAGACAAAGGAAAGCUCGGUUUAAAAAUUGAAGUGUACAAAAUCAAUCAAUGAUGCAAAACGAGGUACAUUAACGGAAGAGAUCUCUUCAGUGAAAGUUGGCGCGAGGAGCUGUAAGGUUAAGGAUUUUAAAAACGAACAAACAUAUACUAUAUCAGGCGCGCAAAAGCAGUUGUGUCGAACGAGAACACACCUCAAAAGCAGUACAAAGUUUCGGUUUAAGGUUUGUGCAAGGGCGGGCCUCUAACACUCGCGUUCUCUGAAGCACACGCGGAUAAAGCAUCAAUCAUCAACUCUGCUGCUAAGGCUAAGGCUAAGGUUCUGGUUGGUGGAAUGCUUUCUCGUGCCGUGUCCUUUAGAGCGCUCGGGCUAGGGUUAAAUAUUUUAUUACUAUUAUUUUAGAGCUUUUUACAACAAAAUCAAUGAAAUGCAUAGGGGGAUGAACCAAACCGGGUUUGGUUUCUCUGAGGCUGCGUGCCCUUAUUUUUUUAUUUUUUUUUCGUUCUUUAACAAUUUACUGUACAGUACAACAAUGACCUGCGUAACAUUAUACUGGCACCGGAAAUAGAGAUAAAGGCACAGAGUAUACACUAAGAUUGAUGGAAGGUUACUACCACCCAAAACAAUCCACAAAUAAGAGCGUUACUACAGCAUUACCUUAACUCUUCUACAAAACGAAAAGGACGAAGAAAGAUGUGAUCAGGAUGCAUCAAACUAAUAUAAGAGAGGAUUGGGCCUCGAAGAGAGAGAGAGAGCUACUGUAAGAUGUAUUAUAUUAUUUUAGUGUAAGAAUUUGUAUCCGUGCAGCAAUCAGCAGCUGCAGAGAAAGCAAAGUAGGGACAGCGGGAGGAAGCGGACAUUUUUGUAUCAAAAAUAAUGUACUUUCUUAUUAAGGUGAUAAUACUGCUGAGGAGGGGAGAGAAAGUGGGCGAAAGAAAAAAAAAACAUUAAAAAAA
This is a messenger RNA of Anopheles stephensi (Asian malaria mosquito), 6465 nucleotides long. RefSeq lists its product as uncharacterized. The coding region runs from base 1376 to 3781 and encodes 801 amino acids. Lineage: Eukaryota; Metazoa; Arthropoda; Insecta; Diptera; Culicidae. The transcript is spliced from 3 exons. Gene Ontology annotation, biological process: regulation of transcription by RNA polymerase II. The record is from RefSeq and is a predicted model, not a curated record. Gene Ontology annotation, molecular function: transcription cis-regulatory region binding; DNA-binding transcription factor activity, RNA polymerase II-specific.